This is a messenger RNA of Ricinus communis (castor bean), 897 nucleotides long. RefSeq lists its product as uncharacterized. Bases 264 to 677 code for a protein of 137 amino acids. NCBI's taxonomy places the organism in Eukaryota, Viridiplantae, Streptophyta, Magnoliopsida, Malpighiales, Euphorbiaceae. The record is from RefSeq and is a predicted model, not a curated record. The transcript has 2 exons.
AUUUCUCUCUAUAAAACCUUACAAAUCUUGCCGCACCACCACCACCACCACCACAACAAUCCACUCUCUCACCCUUACCCUUUACGCACCAAAAAAAAACUCAAAAGCAAUAAUGUUAUGAAACAAAACACCCAAAACCUGAAAUCACAGAAAGGAAAAGAGCGUUUCUGCUCUGAUCUUCUCUGUUGAUUCUUUUUGGUUGUUUUGAUUGUUUGCUUAAAUUCUGUUUUUGAGCUUGUAAUUGUACAUAUUUACAUAUAGAUAUGAAGUUUUUAUUAGAAUUGGUUUCUUGUUGUGGGUCUUGUAAUAGUUCUCAUAAGGAUAUUGCUGAAGAGUCCAGCGAUGGAAGUGGCAGCAGCAGCAGUAGGCGUUCGGAGGAGACUCGCUCCCUGAUGGUCCAGCGGGCCACAAAGACGAUUGUGUCGAGAAGGAAGAAAAAGAGAGGUAGAGUCGGAACAACGUCUCCUACGUGCUCCGGUCCUAUGGUUGAUUGGCAGCCUACGCUUUCUUCGAUAUCAGAGGACAAAGUGCCGGUUACGGAGGAGAGAGCCGUGAAAAGGAAGGGUAGCACUGGCCGUGGUGGUGGUCGGGCAAGAUCCCAUGAUAUAGCUUACGAUGAUAGGCGAAAUCACUUUAUGGCUAUUCCAACAUUCUCUCCGACUCCAUUCAUGAUCUAGCAGCUUGAAUUCGCUAUUCGAUCAGUGAUGUGUUCAAUGUACUGAUGUAAAUAUAAGGCAAAAUAAUAUUUGUAUAAAAGCUUAAUUUGGGGAGUGUAUUAGUAUUCGUAUUGGGAGGACUGUGUUAAUUUGGAUAUGAUUAUGAAGGGGCCUUCGCUGUGCACCCAAAAUGGGUGUAAAUGUUUGGCAUUUGUUAAUAGAAUUACCUCUUUUCUGCAAA